UACGGGGAGAGAUCACGUUUGUUGAGACUUGUCGAUAAGGUUGAUAGUAGAACCGAUUACGUGAUGAUGGACCGUAGGAAGUUUUAUAAAAAAGUAAUAUCCGAAUUCUCUCAGGUACGGGCUAAACGUAAAUUAUCCUUCGAAGACGAAAUAGCAUCAAACCCUACACAGGAACAACAAUCGUCGGAAUUAACUUCAUUAUUGGAUAAUAAUCAACCCUUGACAAGCAUUGAAAAUAUGGGUGAUCAUGUUUCAUCUUCUAGAAUAUUUUAUAAAAAUCAUCAGUCAAUAAGUAAAUCAGAAAUACACAAAAACACCGAUGUCCCACAAAUAGAAUGUUUGCAAAACAAUAAUACCGAUGGCCAUAAUACUGAGACUCCACCAACCUUGGAAGGAAUAGUUGACACUGUUGCAGAGUUUCAACGGACUAUUGAUAGCAAUGUAAUUGAUAGCAAUGUAAUAACGAACACAAUGGAAAAUUUAGUCGCCAAAGAUGCUGCUUCUGAUCCUAUUAAUAUUAAGCAAAAUACAAAACGAUCCAAACGACCCAGACUUAACAAAAAUACAUAUUGUGAAUUUAUCUCCGAUAAUGAAGACCCGUUUUUUACUGAUGGUUCUAGUUCGUGGAGUGAUACAGGUAACACGUCUUCAGAUACAUCUACCCAUAAUAAGAGGCCUAAGAAAAAGAUAGUCAAAAAAACACAGAAGGUAAGUAAGGAGUUAGCCAGUAAAACAGAUGAUAUUGACAUAGUUGGCGAAAAAGGUAAAAGAACAAAACGAAUAAAUUAUAGAAAGAAUAGAAAGGAUCUUAAAAAUAGAGGUCAAGAGUAUACCCGAGCAGAUGGAAUAAUACGUUCUAAAAGAGAAAUUAAACCUAAUCCUUGUAUCGGGAAAAAAUGCGGCAAUGGCUGCCAGAAUGUAACCGAAGAACGAAGAUUAUCAUUGUUUCAUCAUUUUUGGAGUUUGAGUAGUGCUAGACAACGCGAUUGGAUUGUAAAUAUGAGCCGACGAAAUUCAAUCAAGAGAAAACGUUCAAAAGAUAGUGGGAAACGUUCUUUUUCGUACGAAUAUUACAUUAAUGAUAACGAAGAUAGACGAAGAGUCUGCCAGCAGUUUCUACUUAACACCCUAGAUAUUACACAAACUUAUGUACAUUAUACACUAACAAAUUCCAUUGAGGGAUCUGCAAAAGAUGAUCUAAGAGGUAAAAUUAUACCUGCUAAUAAAACUAAGGAAACUACACGACAAAGCGUUAUAAACUUCAUCAAGAAGUUGCCAGCACUGCCCUCUCACUACUGUCGAAAGGAUACUACUAAACUUUACUUACCAGUAGAAUUUAGGAACCAAAAAAAUUUGUACCGUAUUUACAAAGGCGAGAAAACCUCCGAGGGAAUAGACUAUGUCAGUGAAAAAAUUUUUUUAAACAUAUUUAAUACUGAAUUUAAUAUAGGCUUUCAUAUUCCUAAGAAAGAUAAAUGUCUCAAAUGUAUUAAAUUUGAUGCAGCAAACACUGAAGAGAGCAAAGCAGAAAAGGAAGACCACCUUAUGGAAAAGAAAGCUAGCAAGGAAAGGUACAGUUUUCAUCGUGAAAUGAGUCAGAAACGCACAGAUUUAAUUUGUACAUCUUUUGAUCUUCAAAAGGUAUUGAACACUCCCCAUGGCGAAAGCAUGUUACUCUAUUAUUCAAGGAAAUAUGCCGUAUACAACUUAUAUUUUUAUGAAAAUGGCAGCAGAGAAGGCUUUUGUUACAUCUGGGGAGAAACUGAAGGAAAACGAGGGAGCAAUGAAAUUGCUUCUAUUAUCCAGAAAUACAUAGAUCUAGUGGAUGCACGCAUCUCAGUGAAACACCUCAUACUGAAUUCCGAUUCAUGUCCCGGACAGAAUAAGAAUAGGAUCAUUUUGUCAGCCAUUCAUAAUGCGCUUAAAAACUGUGAAAAUAUUGUAAGCAUCCAAAUGAACUACUUGCUCCCGGGACAUACAGAGAUGUCUGUUGAUUCUAUGCACUCUGUUAUAGAAGGCGCUGUAAAAAAAUACUAUUGUAUGGGCCCCUUCGCAAUGGGCUACAGUUUGUCAGUUAGCUAG
This is a messenger RNA of Diabrotica virgifera virgifera (western corn rootworm), 2082 nucleotides long. RefSeq lists its product as uncharacterized. Bases 64 to 2082 code for a protein of 672 amino acids. The transcript is spliced from 4 exons. Lineage: Eukaryota; Metazoa; Arthropoda; Insecta; Coleoptera; Chrysomelidae. The record is from RefSeq and is a predicted model, not a curated record.